Messenger RNA from Seriola aureovittata, 8126 nucleotides. RefSeq names its product gamma-aminobutyric acid type A receptor subunit alpha4 (gene gabra4). NCBI's taxonomy places the organism in Eukaryota, Metazoa, Chordata, Actinopteri, Carangiformes, Carangidae. Gene Ontology annotation, cellular component: postsynapse; GABA-A receptor complex; dendrite membrane. Bases 411 to 2081 code for a protein of 556 amino acids. The transcript is spliced from 9 exons. The record is from RefSeq and is a predicted model, not a curated record. Gene Ontology annotation, biological process: monoatomic ion transmembrane transport; signal transduction; synaptic transmission, GABAergic. Gene Ontology annotation, molecular function: benzodiazepine receptor activity; inhibitory extracellular ligand-gated monoatomic ion channel activity; GABA-A receptor activity.
AAACAGAGAGGAGAGAGGGGAAGAGAGCAGGAGAGGAAGGGAGAGAAAGAGACAGAAGCAAACAGAGAGAGUUAGAGUGAAGAAGAGAGAGGGAGGAUUUGCCUUUCUCUGGAUACCACCAGCACCCACCACCAGCACCCAGUAGCAGCAGCUCGGAUCCGGACGAGAGGUGACCGGGGCUGGGAGUGAAGGCGUUUGCAUUUAUGUGUGCGUAUGUGUGUGUUAGUGUGUGUGUGUGUGUGUUGCGCGUCUGGCGGACAGAUUGCGGGAGCAGGAGAGAGGCUCUCAACUUCCCUCCUCUCUGCGCCGCUCUGCCCUCUGUAUCGCCGGCGUCUCUCUCCUCCUCUUCCCCGGGACACAGGCAUCUGGCGUGGUGAGAUGUGAAGAGGCUUGAAGUAUGGCAUGCAAAGAUGGUUUCUGCCAAGAAGAAGGAGAUGGUGACAGCGAUGUGCCCCGCUUUUAUUCGGACCCUCUUCUACUUUUUCUGUUUGGCGACUUGUGUAAAGAAAAUCUCUGGGCAGACAAGGAAGGAUGAAAGGAUCUAUCCGGAGAAUUUUACUCGCAUUUUAGACCGACUUCUGGACGGCUAUGAUAACAGGCUGCGACCUGGAUUCGGAGGUCCUGUGACUGAAGUCAAGACAGAUAUCUAUGUGACAAGUUUCGGGCCUGUUUCAGAUGUUGAAAUGGAGUACACAAUGGACGUGUUCUUUCGCCAGACCUGGGUGGACCGGAGGUUGAUGUACGAGGGCCCUAUAGAGAUUUUAAGGCUGAACAACCUAAUGGUGACUAAGGUGUGGACACCAGACACCUUCUUCAGGAACGGCAAGAAGUCAGUGGCUCACAACAUGACGGCCCCCAACAAGCUCUUCCGCAUCAUGAAGAACGGCACCAUCCUCUACACCAUGAGGUUGACUAUCAGCGCUGAGUGUCCCAUGAAGCUUGUGGACUUCCCCAUGGAUGGACAUGCAUGCCCCCUCAAAUUUGGAAGCUAUGCCUACCCUAAAACAGAGAUGAUCUAUACUUGGACCAAAGGGCCUCAGCAUUCAGUGGAGGUCCCCCCCGAGUCCUCCAGCCUGGUUCAGUAUGAUCUCAUAGGCCAGACGGUCUCCAGUGAAACGAUCAAAUCCAUCACAGGUGAAUAUGUGGUGAUGACGGUCUACUUCCACUUGAAACGUAAAAUGGGCUACUUCAUGAUUCAGACGUAUAUCCCCUGCAUAAUGACAGUAAUCCUCUCCCAAGUGUCCUUCUGGAUAAAUAAAGAAUCAGUCCCGGCACGCACAGUCUUCGGCAUUACCACUGUCCUGACCAUGACGACACUCAGCAUCAGCGCUCGCCACUCCCUCCCCAAGGUCUCAUACGCCACUGCGAUGGACUGGUUCAUCGCUGUCUGCUUUGCCUUCGUCUUCUCUGCCCUAAUUGAGUUCGCUGCUGUAAACUACUUCACCCAAGCACAGAUCGAGCGGGCCAAAAAGAAGCCGGCCAAAUGUCCCCCGGUGCCCCAAACCACGCCUGUCAAGGUCAAGGACACAGAGGAAGUGCUGCAGCAAAAUCCUGAUACCAACGGUAACCUGAGAAAGCGUAUGAAUUAUAUUUCCCACCAAGAGGCGAGCAGCCAGCAGAGAGCCCAGUCCACCACCAGCAUUUCAGGAGUAGGAAGAGCGAGACCGCUGCGACCUUUAGCUAGUGGAGCCAACGGCAGCUCCUCCACCCUCUCCCGCUCCAGCCCCAAGUCUGAGAGCCUGCUCAGCGUGGCCUCCUCCUCUGCCCAGCUGGUGAAGAGUUCGCCCCAGGCUGCUGCUUCCACGCCAGACGUGAUGGCAGGGACGCCAUGCAAGCAGAACACCAGCUCCUCGUCUCUGCAGCAUCUGCUGGUGCCUAAGCUGGAGCGCAUCCAGAUGAUGGGGAACAAGCUGGAGCUAAAGCAGACGCCGUGCUCCCAGCCCACCACGGCUGGUAUGGGUGGAACCAGCAAAAUUGACAAAUACGCACGGAUCCUGUUCCCAGUGUCCUUCGGGGCAUUUAACAUGGUCUACUGGGUGGUUUACUUAUCAAAGGACACGAUGGUGGCUAAAGGUGGAUAGACUUUGCUCUGGCAACAAGAGUGAAGAUCUUUUCUUUUACCAGAUGGGGAGCAAAUAAGGAUUGCGAGUGUUUGCAAACAAUAAGAGGAAACUGUUGUUCUUGCCAAACUGAUAAACAAAAUGUGCUCGCCAAACACUUCCACAUUCAGGAGAACAAACUCAGAAUACAUUUCUAUUUUUCUUCUUAAGGUCCUCGAACAGCAAGCAUGGGAACAAAUCAACCAAAUUAGAAAUAUCUGACUCAACACAAGAAGGAGCACCUGCACACUGGAAUAUGCUACUGUCCUCCUUUAUAUUACACCAUGCUACAUCUGGCCGUAAAGGUUUUCAUCGGCUUCGACUGCCUCAUGAUCCCUUUUGGCCUGCAGUCAAGAUAAAGCAUGGGAUUUUUUUCAUUUUCCUAUUUUUGUAACCUGCACCUGGCAAGAUGUUCGGAUGUUUGUGUGCCACUAUCCUGAAAUGAACUGCAACGACGCUAUGUAAAUAUAAACAUUUAUUAGGAUAAAUGGAUUUAUAUUUAAUGAUUACAGUGUACUUCCAUCUUAACAUGAAGACUUGUUGCUUUGUCCCCAGCAGGCUAGAUGAUGCUAAAUUUUUCAAAUUAUUUGAGAGUACAAAGGAACUCUGGUAGUGGUUUCUAGGGACUUUCUGUUUAGACUAUAAAAAACUAUAAUCCUGAAUACUGGCCAAGUCACAGUCAAAGUAAAAUGAAAUUGACAGGUUUUGGUCAGAAUAAAAGUCCCCCAGGCUGAGUGGAGCUUUGGCCGGGGACCUGAUCAGCCAUGAAAAGCCUCUCUUGUACAGUACCUACUUGCAAAGCAUCUUUCUUACACAAGAUGGAUUAAGUAAUCUGGAAACACUGAAGAUGAAAUUUGGGAUCAGUCGGGCAGAAAGUAGUAAAGACAAGUUAUUCAUUCAUGUAACAGUAAGAUUUAAGCUUCUUUCCAGCCUUAAUGGUUCGCCAAAUAGUAGACAAAGAUUGUGCAAGUGAUUAAAAUACAGUAAAAUACAGAUUAAAAUACAUGAAAGAAUAGAGGGAGCAGAGAGCAAUACCCUUCGUCAGUAAAUCACUGCAGCAAUGAAAUAGUGAGCUGGAUGUUUGUUUAGGUUCAGUUUGUCUUGUACGAUAAAAGAAUGUGACUGAACUGUCCUACAACAGCUGCACAGGGGAGACAUCGGAGCUGACUGCUGUCAUCCACUUUCUUAAAUUGUGUCUAACAGAUGUGACUGACAAUGGACCUGCUUCAGCUGUUUCUAUACUCCUUCAGCUUUAACCCAUGUUACAUCAUUUCACUGCAUUUCAUGGUGUUAAAGCUAGGAAAUGUCUCAUGUAUUACUGGGUAAGGUCUAUGGGGCAGAGGCCAAGCAGUGUCGUUAUUAAAGCUGCAGUGGUGGCAUGAUCACACUUGACACAUGUUGAAGGUAGAGCAUAGGAAAUGGCGUUUUUUGUGGAAGGCCUGAGGUAGAGGAGCCUGCUGAUUUUUAUUUUUCAUGCAACCCCAGAGUGAGCUGAUGUGCAGCUGUCAGUCAUUCAGCCACUGUUAAUUGGGCCAGCUAGAGUUAAGGUAAUGGCAUUUACUAUAUUACCAGCAAUCUGUCUGAGUGCAGCGCUGCCUCUGGCCCCGCUCUCUCUGUUUAGAUCAUGUUUAAGAAAUAGUUUGACAUUUUUGGAAUUUUUUUUUUCUGCUUUCCUGCUAGAUGAGAAGAUCGACACCCACUCUCAUGUAAGCAUGCUAAAUAUAAAACUGCAGCCAGCGGUCAGUUAGCUUAUCUUAGCAUAAAGACCGCAGCCAGAGGCAGUUAGCCUAGCCUGACUCUGUCUACAGGUAACACAAUCUGACCCAGCACCUGUGGCACAAUGUCUACACAGCCUGCAGAGCGAAAGCAGCCAUUAGCAGAGUGGCAGCAGCAGUAGCUUUGUUUGUUUAAUCCAUACAGAAAUGUGUUGAAAGUUUAAAUUAUGGUUUCACAGCUUAUUUGUGCAUAUUAUUUCUUGACCAGUAGCAGUGACUUCCUGGAGUCUCUGCUGGUUGCUUAGCAACUUCACAGUAAUGACAGGACUCCAGGAAUUCAGCUAGCCAGUCUUCCCUGUUUCCAGUCUGCUAAGCUAAUGAGCUUAGCGUGUCCUAAAGACAUGAGAGUGGCAUCAAACUUCUUACCUGCAUCUUGGUAAAAUAAGCAACUAAGUGUAUUUUCUAAAACAUCAAUUUUAGAGUUUAACAAAAAAAUCUCUCUGUGGACAAAAGAUGAAACAUGACACAGUGUUAGCUUAAUUUUUUGCCACCACUGAAUUCGGUGCAGUCUCCAUCCCUUUCCCAACCAUAUUGAAAAUAUACUAAAAAUAGCGUCCUGUGUGACCCCCCCAGAGAUAACGAAAGAUACUGCUGAUAAUUGAAUCUUUGAAUAAGUGAAGGGCGUCGUUACCCAGAUAUGAUACAACAUGACGUCAGAAAAUUGUCCUCUCUGCUGGCUCCUCUGUUUUGUAACUGGCUGGUGGAGGUGAAGCAGGGGUUUUAUUGUCAUUGAAUCCUGUCUCUGGGCACAUUUCUAAGUGAUUACUUGCUAUAAAUAAGUGCAAAGAAGACAAAAUGACAGUUUUGGUAAAUAACAGGACUCUGUAUAUAUUUACUCUCUAUAUAUUUUACCUAUAAAUCUGCAGUGUCAGCCUCUAGAGCCUGCAGAUGACAGUUUCUUAGCAAGCAGGAUAUUGAAACAUCUGUGAUUAUAAUUUAGAUAUUAUCUUCAAUAUAUUUUGUUAAGGGAAUCAUAAAAGUAAUAGAAUAUAUUUCCCUGUGGCCUCAUUUUCCCCUGUUAUUCAUUGGAGACUGUUUGCAGAAGUUGAAGGUUAACAGUUGGUGGAUGAGCUCAGCUUCACUGUAGACCUGAGAGAGAUGUCAUGUGGAUACACCGAGCGUGGGGAUUCAUGAUGUAGUAGGCGUCUAGUUUCUUGCUCUAAUAGCCAUAUCAUCCAUGGAGUCAUGGUUGUUGGCCCCGUCGACGGUCUAGUCUAACAGGAGUUAUGAUGCUGCCACAGUGGUGAGAAACACACAGGCUGAUGGACAGAUCAAGAUGCCCGCCGCCACUCACCUCUCCUAAACGCAGUCAUGUGUGAAAUUGAUUUUGCCGUUAUUGCUUCCCUGUUGGUACCUCACUCUCCCCCUGUUGUCUCUGUCUCUCACAACAGUGUACAAAAUACAUCUCAUUAUAAAAACACAGAACAUCCAUGUACUAAUACGGACCCUGUCAACAACAGAUUGAUGUUCAUGCGUUUAUGUGGCGUGAUUCUGCUGCUCUAAAUGUGUGCAUGAUUGAUAGAGCUGCCAACGACAGGUUGUGAAUUUGUUUUUUUAUUUUUUCACCAACAUGCUGUUCUGGAUGACAGACAGGCAGUUAAAGAUGCUCCACACGCUCGCUGCCAUUUUGAAAGCUGACACGGGGCAGGUUUGUGGAAAGUUCAACCACAUCCUGACAUCAAGCUCUCAAUUAAUCAUUGUCAUAUCAGCUGUUUAAAUAGCUCGAAAGCAUCAAAAUAGCUUUUUCAAAAACUGGAAAGUGCAGAUGGUGCUGUAAAAUGGGGCAUUCAUUGUAGUUUCAGAGCACUUUUGAAGUAAACCGUGGUGUACCGCUCCCUCUAGUGGCUCUACUGACUCAAUUUUAUGCUUAACAAGAUCUUAUUUGAGAAAGCAUCUGGAGGUUCUGUACGAUCUAAAUUAUUAUACUGACAAAAAUGUGUUUCAAUUUUCAAAACAGUCCAUUAAGGUAACAUUACAGGUUUUUAUUGGAUGCUCAAAGUUAUAAUUCUUUGUUUCCUACUGACAAAGCAAAGUCUCCUUUAUAUUAUCAUCAUAUGGGAUUUAAGGACACAAAACGUCCUGAACGUAAAGGUGAUCUGAUCACCUUGUUUUUAGGAAAUAUACAGAAACUCAUGGUCAUAACAGAGUGACUUUGAAACGUAUAUCUUUAUAUACAGUGGCAAGAGAAGAUUUAGAAUAUCCUGAAAUCCGGUGCUAUAACACAUGCCUGAAACGCUAUACAGACUUUGCUUCCUGGUCAGUAACAUCAGACAAACUGAAGUUCAUUCACUCCAAAGAAUACAAAUCAAAUUUGAUCAGUUUGGCGGAAUUAAGAGUUUAUUUAACUUUCCAUCAGUGUAUCAACAUAAAAUACAACCGUUCAUGUCAAAAUGAAUUGACUCCUACAAUUGUCAAGUCUUUAAGGCCUUUUUGAACAAGAAUGACAGUCUGUUCACACACUCAAUACAGAGAGCAGGACAUGUAUUGAACUGCAUCUACUCCCCAAAAUUAUUGUUUUGUUUGUUUUUGGUACAAAAUGAGUCACUAAAUAGUCUAAAAUAACAUUGGUAUGUGAAUUCACACCAAGUCAGUACUAAUGGACUGAGAAAAUGCUGUGAUUACUCUUCAUCAUGGCUGAUACACUGUGGUGUGACAUUUGAAUGAUUUCAAAACUGAAUCAUGUGUAUGUUGAUCGUCACCACAUGGCUCUGUACAAAGAGCAUUGUUUUCUUACGCCUCGAGAGUGAUGAACCACUAGAGGGAGCAAAAUGCCGUGAUUUUCUUCUGAAACCAAAGGACUUCAUACAGUCACAUCAGAUGGCUCUCAGUACAGCCUGACCAAACAAACAGGCUGGUUUGCAUCUACUUUACUGUCUAAUUCCCUUGAUUCUGAAGUGAAAGAUCAAUGGCUAGCAUUUUGUUAGGUUAGAGUCCUCAUGCUGUGAAAGUGGUGGAGGCCCAGGGUCUGAAGAAUAGUUGCAUUUCAUGAGCUGCUCUCUAGAGAUUAGCACACUAACAAUGUAGGUCUUCCAUAGUAUUAUUCUUAUCACUCAUCUAUCCUCAUAGAUUGGUCAUAUCUUCAUAUGUACUGUUUUAAAGUGACGACACUUUACCCUGAAGGCUCAUCACCAGUGUCCUAUAACCUGUUAGGGGUAUCUUCCUUCAGCAUCAACAGACCUCCCGGGGUAUAUUUUGAUUUUGAUAUUUUUGCAAUGACAGAUAAUUUCCAUUGUUGUAUCAAUGAUCAGUUUUUGGCUGAUGCUGUAUGUGUCACAUGAAAUGAUUUAAAUUCACCAUUACCUUUUCUAAUAUUCCUUUGGGCAUCACUUCUCCUGCAGCCUGUUCAUCUAAGUGGUUUCAUGUGUAAUAUGUGUAAGACCUCACUUAACCCAGUUUUUGGAAUGCCAUGGGCCAAGAUAAUUAAUGUGGAGGCUCUCGGUAGUUAAUAGGAUAAUACAGUCUAAUUUGUAAUGUACUUUCGUGCACAAGUGCAAGUCAUUUUGGGAUUUACCCCCAAUGAAGAUGGAAGGCAUGCCUCCAAUUGUUUGUUGUGUCACAACAUUUACACACAGAAUGUGAAGAGCCUAAAAAAUCCUGAUCUUAUCUGCUGGUGCAUGUUUGCACCGAUGGGUUUCACUGAUGUGGAACAAUGAUUUCUGGAGGCAUGAUCUGGAUUAUACCCUCAAUAAUAAUACUCAAUAGUAGGAGCACCACUUAAAGCAAUAUUUAGACUAUUAGAUAAGCCACACACAGACAGCAAUAAUGUAAACAAAAGCAUAGUGACAUAUGUGCACAACCUUAAAUGGCUUCCUUACAUAGACUAAUGCUGCACCAAAGGACUCAUUACAAUGCUUUUCCAUUAUGUAAGAAUUUAAGAUACACUUUAAUUAAUUCAACACAUAAUCAAACACUAACAGACCCUCAAGUUGUACUAAUAUUUUAACAGUAGUGCAGAUCUUUGAAUGCACUGGUGUGCAGAUGAUUUUCUGCAACAUUGCCUGAAAGAAAUUUACUUGUGAAAAUGAAAACUCUGUCGUGUACUUAGUAUUGAUGCCAGGUUGAAUUUAUCUCAAAGUUGACGACAAACUAUGGUACUAACUGUACAUUAUUCCAAUUUGAACUGUUUGUCAUCCGCUCAAGUUGUUACAGUCAAUAUGCUGAUAAAAAUAUUUUUUGAACUGAUGUUUCAUUUAUUAGUCCUUAUCUAAUGCACUGUUUUGAAUAAACACAAUUAAACAUGUUAGAAAAAAUC